This is a messenger RNA of Solea senegalensis (Senegalese sole), 4674 nucleotides long. RefSeq names its product LEM domain containing 3 (gene lemd3). The transcript has 13 exons. Gene Ontology annotation, molecular function: chromatin DNA binding. Gene Ontology annotation, cellular component: nuclear inner membrane. The coding region runs from base 14 to 2590 and encodes 858 amino acids. Gene Ontology annotation, biological process: nuclear envelope organization; negative regulation of BMP signaling pathway. The record is from RefSeq and is a predicted model, not a curated record. Lineage: Eukaryota; Metazoa; Chordata; Actinopteri; Pleuronectiformes; Soleidae.
GAGUUUGUCUAAGAUGGCGUCAAUGCAGUUAACGGAUGAGGAGCUUUUCUCCGAAUUAAAGCGCCUUGGUUUCACUCCAGGUCCGGUCACCGAGAAUACCCGCCCGGUAUAUUUGAAGAAACUCAAGAAGCUUCGCGAAGAGCAACAGCAGCGGGGCUCCCGGUCAGGUAAAACCCGUAACAGCGCCGCCGUAAACAGCAUCACUGGCGGCGGCAACACGGCGGGAUCCAGGCCAGCCAGCCAUGACGUCACGCACCCGAGCUCUAACAGGAGACCGGGCCGGAAGUCCUCCGUCCUCGGCUUCAGCUCCGACGAGUCUGACGCCGAAACUCCCCUGAAAAGAAAGGGCCUCAAUCACAGCGGCAGGGCAGACCGAAGCCCCGCUUUUCAAUCGCAGCCGAAGGUAAGGCCCGUUGCUACGCCGACUGUGGCUACCAAGAGCCAGUAUGGCGCUGGGAGUGCGCUAAAUAGCAGCGUUUCUUCCCCGGGUCCGGACGGACACAGAGGCGUCUCGGUGGGCUGGGGAGUUCGUGCCAGAUCCAACCCUGAGGCGGAAGGGAGGGAUUACGACGAAUCGGGAGAUGAGGACGAUAGUGAGGGGGGAACGGAGAAGAACUCUCGCUCUUUAAAUGGUUGUGGUGCGUCUCACUUGGCGUCUAGCAAGUUAGCCGGGGAUUACUCAGACUCGGACGAAGAGGAGGUUGGAGCCCUUGGCGCCGGAGACCGACGGCGGGACAGACUGGAAACUAGACGGAGUCACACGAAAGCGUCGUUCCUUUCCCACGGAGGCGGCCUAGGGUCCCAGACGGGAGGGGCAGCCAGAAAGGCUAACCCGCCUGGGAGUCUAAACAUGGUGGGAAGCCGGAGGGAGGAGGGGGAGGAAGACGAGGUGCAGAGGAGGGACUCGGACCCACCGGGAGGCAUGCGGAGCCAUAACUUUCCCAGGAAGUCUAUCUACGUGUCCCUCGCCGAGAACCAUGGAAGGGAAGCCGGGAAAAACAACCACGUCGACAGCGAGGACGCAUCCUACAAAAGCAGCGACAUCAGUAAGUUCAGCAUCGGGCUCAGACCGCGCUUCACCAGGUACAGCAGUCUGUCCCAGACCUACAGGGGCAACCACUCCAACCACACCGCUCCUAACCACUCAUACAGCCAGGCAGCGCUCAAGCAGAAGCUGUCUGUCCCAGAGGAUGAGCUGCUCCAGCAGUUCAAAAGGGAAGAGGUGGCCUCCCCGGGAAGCUUCAGUGCUCACUACCUGUCCAUGUUCCUGCUCACGGCAGCCUGUCUCUUCUUUCUGCUAUUGGGCCUCAUGUAUCUGAGGAUGAGGGGCUCUGGAUCCUCAGAGGUGGAUGGAGUCGUUAAGAGCCACCCUUUUGGCAGCGACUUUGACACUUCUUAUAACAAGGCAGAGAAGGACCUGAUCCUGCAGCUGCUGAAGAAUCUACAUGACCAUCUGGCCUACAUCGCUGGUCAGCAUGACUGUGGAGAGCAGAAGAGUUUCAACAGGAGUCUGUCCAUAGACGAGGCCUCUGCAUAUUUGCGGGCUCAGAAUCAGGAGUUUGAUGGCUUCAUUCUUGAAUCUCUGGAGUGGGUGAUCCGGGCAGGCCAGGAUGUUGGGAUAAGACUGACUGGGCAGGAGGCUGACGGUCCAGUCACCGACGUAUCCGAGAUCUCUCGGCUCGAGUCCACACAUCCCAACAUGCCCUUCAUGUGCCGCUUCCGGCGAGCCUUCCUCACAGUCAUCAGCAGAGUCUUCCUCAUUGGAAUCGCGAUAGGCUCCGUGUGGAGCAUCGUCUGCUACGUCAAGUAUCGCUGGCGAAGAGAGGAAGAGGAGACCAGGCAGAUGUACGACAUGGUGGAGAGGAUUAUUGAUGUGUUGAGGAGCCACAAUGAAGCUUGCCAAGAGAACCAGGACCUGCAGCCGUACCUGCCCAUCCCUCACGUCAGGGACUCUUUGGUUCAGCCUCAGGACCGGAAGAAGAUGAAGAGGAUUUGGGAGCGGGCUGUCAGAUUCUUGUCAGCCAACGAGUCCCGUAUUCGAACAGAGACUCAGAGGAUUGGUGGAUCUGACUUUCUGGUCUGGAGGUGGAUCCAACCUUCCCUCAGCUGUGACAAGGGCUUCUCGAUGCCCUCAAAAGUCUGGCAGGGAAAAGCGUUUCCUCUGGACCGGAGGAAUUCUCCUCCCAACAGCCUGACUCCAUGUCUGAAGAUCAGAAACAUGUUUGACCCAGUCAUGGAGGUGGGGGAGAACUGGGAUGUAGCCAUCCAGGAGGCCAUUCUGGAGAAGUGCAGUGACAACGACGGCAUCGUCCACAUCGCUGUCGACAAGAACUCACGAGAGGGCUGCGUCUAUGUGAAGUGUCUCUCUGCAGAGCACUCAGGGAAAGCCUUCAAGGCACUUCAUGGCUCCUGGUUUGAUGGUAAACUGGUGACGGUCAAGUAUCUGCGUCUGGACCGAUACCAUCAGCGCUUCCCACAGGCCCAGGGCUGCAGCAAACCCAUGAAGGCCUCCAGCCUCCACCUGAACGCCACAGGCUCCACGGACACUAAGACCAGCCACGCCUCAGCCAGCUCUUCAGGAUUCUCAUGAGCCGCUUGCCAGCGUCGGAUACGUUAGCGUGUUUCUCCUCUACAGCCCUCCCAGCGUCACAGCGCCAGUUUGCUGCUGCUCCUUCACUGCUUUAUAACGGGGAAGAAUUCAGUCUGUGCCACGGGAGCGCUUUUUUUUCCAGUUUGUUCAAUUUUUUGGUUGUUUUUUUUUUUCUUGUUGUUUUUUUCAACACAGGAUGACUGCAAGAAAAGCUGUUCUGCAUUGCAGUGUUUGUUUUCUAUAAUCAUUGUAUAAGAAAUGUCAUAGAUUUAACAAGGAAGCGAAGCUUACCUGGAAUAUUUAAGAUGUGUGCAGAUACUCCAGGUCCUCCCUCCCACGGUGUAACCAGCACUUCAUUUGGCCACCGUCUGAAAAGAAAAACGGCUGCAUGUUUCAGAGUAUGCCUCUAUGUAAGCUUUCAAUACAACACAGCGUGGAUGUUGAUUUUCUUUUUCCCAACAUGUCCGAUGUACUCCUUGUUGUUAUUAUUAUUAUUACUCUUAUUAUUAUUAUUAUUAUUGUUAUUUAGUCAAAGUGAGGAAGGCAAUGACAGGUUAGUGGCAGGUGUCCUGUAAAUACACAUGAAUGGUGGCACAAGCUUUUUUAUCAUGACGUCUUCGCUUUCAAUUAUCUAAUUUGUGUUGCUGCCGCUCGCUUGCCACAGCAGAGAGUGUGUAUCAGAACAGUCCCAGAGAGGCUACACAGACAGUGCCCAUUCAGCCUGUCUGUCUGUGUGUGUGUGCGUGUGUGUGUGUUUGAUCCAUGUAUUCCAUAUAUGGGCUUUUCUUUUCCUUUGUCUUUGAUUUUUGUGUGAUUUCUUUUUUUUUUUGACAAAUUUACCUUGAAGAGUCACCUGAAACCUUUCUACUGCAGAUAUAAUCCAAUAUAUGCCCCGUCUUAUUGUUAUCACUUAUUACAUGUAUUUUUUUUUUACCUCUUUCAAGUUGGGUAAUGUUAUACUGUUGGUGAGAAUUGGACUUGCACUCCUGUUCCAAGUGGCUCAUUUUUGCUGUCUCAGACCAGACCAGGACCCUGAACACCUCGCAAUCCAUGUGGCCAAGAUAUUUCCUGUUACUUUGUCACUCCCUAUGAUCGUGUCCACUUUGUAUACCGACGCUACCAUGUUUUUGUCAUAGGUAUGGCUCAAUAUCACAACCUCAAUAUACUGAUAUGGGUCUAAUACUCACUUUUACAUCUUUUAAACUUCUGAGCUGUUAACAUUAAUGUGUGCUGAUGCUUUUACCACCUACCCAUUAUGAGCCAUUUAAAAAUGUAACAAAUUUGCUCUAAAUUUGAUGCAAAUUGUCAAAUUUUACAGUCCACUUGGUGAAGGAUAGUAGAUCAUAUCAGAUUUUAUGUUUUUCUUUCUCCACUAUCCCAUCCAGCGAUCAGUAAUGGACUGAUACCGAUACAGUGUCAUAUUGGACCGAUAUCAAUACUGAGUACUGUAUCGGCUUGACCUUGAUAAGGAUUACUUCAAAAGUGUUGCAACAUUAUUCCAGAAUGUUCGCGUGUUGUUUUCUUGCACCUGCGAAAUUCAAAAAUAAAACAUAAUCCAGGACUUGCUAGAAAUAAUUUUGUUUUUUCAAAUGCAGUGAGUUGAAAGUUGGAUUCAGUAUUUGCAGUGCGAAAUUGUACAAAUGAUGCACAUUUCAUAUGUUUAACCUCUGCUGCAGCAGGUAGCAGAUAACCCAACAGUGCCUUAAAUUUGUGCUUUUUUUAAAAAAAAGAAAAAGGAAAAAAAAAGACUGGCACUGCAUUACUGAACAAUGUACUGGAUUUAUUAAAUGGAAAAGUGGAAAUGGUGAGCAAGUUCUGCCAUAGAUUUAGUUUUGUUAAAGUUUUUCAUCUUCAGAUUUGAUAUUUUGUAGCAGUUUUCUUUCAUAUUAAACCAAAUGCUUCUAUUUAUUUCUUCAUUAUUAUUAUUUUGAACAACCAUGGUGAUGUACUAUUUUAUUGUCACUAUACCUAAUACAUACGUGUCAAAAACAUUAUUUCAUUAAGAAUCGAUCUUACAUCCACUUCCAAACAACUGUCAGGAUGUGUUAAAAUGACAAAAAUAAAGGGAACACUUCAAGAAAUAA